GCACGCCAGAAGAAGCUGCAGAAGGAAGUGCAGACGGACUCUCAAUCUUAAAAAAGCCUCUUCUGCUGGCGGGGCUGUAGGGGGGCGCUUGUGGCGGAGCGACUGCCACUUGACAUGUUCUGUCGUGGAGGAGAGACCACGUAGACGCACUCCACGCCGGCCAAGAGCACCCUAGGAGCUGGAAAUGGUGUCGAGGUCUCUGGAAGCCACAGAUGCAGCCGUAACGCCAUCCGAGCCAUUCAUUCACAUCGAUGGUCGACUGAGGAAAAUGACCUAUCAUCCUUCGUAAUCGAUCGAGGUAGAUGGCCUUGCAGCCAGUGAAGGGAGAGCCGUGCGUGCCACCGACGCAGGCGCCUGGUUACCAUUUGUGCCGGCGACAGGCGGAAGCGCUUGUAACGUGCAAAGGUGGAGAAAGAGCGGUGACCAGUCAUUGUGCUGUCGAGGCUCCAGCGGGCGGGCACACGCUGAUGCCCAAAGAUCGGCGAGGCCCUUGCGGCCGUACCUCAAAAGACCGGAAGCGGCAGAGGAUCCCGAUCGACCAAGAGGUGAGGAAAUUGUGCGAUCAGCAGCAGAAGAGCAAACGCACGAGCCUUACAGGUGAUGGUCGUCUAGCCAGCCGACUUGCUUGCGACCGCAGCGCCACCUCGCCACCUCGCUCGCUCGCUCGCUCGCUCGCUCACUCCGUCUUGCUAUGCUUGGCUCGUACGCCUUGCGGCUCUUCGCAACGCCGUGGCGACAUUUUCCCUCUGCAAGUAAGGCGCUUGGGAACUUUAUUCUAGGCUCACACGGGCGCACGCCCUCGGCGCAACUCCACAACCGAACUCGCACGACUGCA
Molecule: messenger RNA, 835 nt
Organism: Ceraceosorus guamensis
Lineage: Eukaryota; Fungi; Basidiomycota; Exobasidiomycetes; Ceraceosorales; Ceraceosoraceae
Exons: 2
Coding region: 303-779 (158 amino acids)
Source: RefSeq, a predicted model, not a curated record